This is a messenger RNA of Daphnia pulicaria, 1350 nucleotides long. Its product is annotated as protein Churchill-like. Lineage: Eukaryota; Metazoa; Arthropoda; Branchiopoda; Diplostraca; Daphniidae. The coding region runs from base 116 to 454 and encodes 112 amino acids. Gene Ontology annotation, molecular function: zinc ion binding. The transcript is spliced from 3 exons. Gene Ontology annotation, biological process: positive regulation of DNA-templated transcription; multicellular organism development; fibroblast growth factor receptor signaling pathway. The record is from RefSeq and is a predicted model, not a curated record.
AGCAGACUAAAUGUAGCGAUUUCGAAAACAAACAAACCCCAAUAUUAAGAAAGGAAGUAUUCUUCCUCUGCAUUUCCUGUUCUACAUUACUAUUUCCUCUCUUUUAACUUAAAUUAUGUGUAAAAGGUGUCUUAAAGAAGAAUAUCCCAAUAGGGAUAGAAUGUGCUUGGAUUCGGGAGCUUACAUGGCAAAUUUGAAAUGUUGCUGCAAAUGUCAAUCAAACCAAGUGAGUGUGCUAAACAAGACCAUUUCAGAAGAUGAUGGGAUAGAAGUAACAGUUUUUGAACAUGCUUGUGGUACUUGCCAGCAUAUAAUUUCCAUUCACAAUUACAAGUUCUGGGUCGAAGGUGACUACCAAGAAUAUGAAAUGGACUGUCCAUUGUGUGGAACUGCUGAGGAUUCAAUUAGCAUUCUUCCUGAUGAUCCUCGUAAGGCCUCUUUGGAUUUUUUCUAAAUUUUCCAUCAUAAACUUUUUUGUAACACUUUUCUAAGAUACCACUUGAAUACUGAUUAUUAAUAAUACAGUUGUAUUUUAAAAAUUAAUUUUCCUGCUAUCACAAGAUGUGCAAAGUUGUGUUGACAUUCACAAUUAUUUGGUCCUAAAACUUGGUAACUCCUAAUUAGAAACUGUAUCAAACAGAAACAUACAUCCAUUUUCUAUACAUUAUCCAAAAUUGUCAUGGAAAUUGUGAUUAGAUUCAUCUAUAGUUUUUCAAUUACUGGCUAACUGCUGCAAUAUGCUGAAAUUGUCUUUCAAAAGGGCUAGUUUUAACCUAUAACUUCUGGUAAUGUUAAAUUUGUCAUUGUUUCUGGUCACGACCAUCAAGGCGAAGCUUUCAAACCACAAUUAGCGAGGUCCUGCAGAAUUCAAAACCUGCCACCUGAAGUUAAUUGUAACCAAAGAUGUUCAAAUUUGGAAAAACAGUAACGAGAAAAUUGAUUCUCUUAAAAUUAUAUCGUGUAAUGCAUUUGGAGAUAAAACAUCAGACUGCUUUUUACAUAAAUUUAAACAGGAUAUUAUGGAACAUAUUAAUGGAUCUCACUAGCUCCAGGAUGUGAUCAGUUGCCAUCUUGAGAACAAGACUCGUCAGAACAUCCGCGGCUAAUCAAACAAGAUACAGUGGUGCAAGGCUUCUUGGUUGAUCCGUCAUCUUGGCCAUCAUUUUCCAUAUCGCCCUCCAUGGAAUCGCUUUUAGUACCGUUGGAAUCCAAACCGGAGAGCUCUUUGUCUACGCUGUCAUCCUCGAUGGAAUUCUCGGCGGAAUCGGCGGAACGCGGAGAUUUGGUUGCAUUGACAGACUCGGAUGAGUUGCGGAGUGACGAGUUGUGCAGAGUCGAAUUCAAAUCACG